AGUUGUUUCAUUCAUUAUAUGUUUUGGUGUUGGAUGUGAAAGUUAACAAGUUGUUUGUUGAUCAUUUUAUACGCGUGUCUGUGGAUCAUAGAUGGCAUACCUGAAAUCAAGAUGGAAAAAUGGGAUUAUUAGAAAUUUGUGUAUGGUUGUGGUGUGCAUCAUGGGUUGUGUGGAGUCCAACGAUGAUGAAGCUGCAUACAUCUUCAAGCUUAUGAAUGCACUCAAACCCCCUGGCUGGUCCAACACCACCCACAUGUGCCACUGGACAGGGGUGUAUUGCGACCAUCAAAGUGGAAGGAUUGAACAGAUCGAUCUCCCUUCAAUGUCGCUAACGGGAACAGUUCCCGCAGGCCUCAACGACUCCCUCUCCCAACUCACAUUCCUCGAUCUCGCCUACAAUAAUCUGAGUGGUCCUGUUCCCUCCCUCGCCAACCUCACCUUCCUCCAAGCAGUGGACCUCGGCUACAACAAUUUCACCACCAUCCCUCAUGGUUGCUUCCAUGGUCUUACUAGUUUGCAGUACUUGAGCUUGAGAAGCAAUACCAACCUCCCACCAUGGAACUUUUCUACCGAUUUGACUCCUCACUCCUCCCAACUCCAAUACCUCUACCUGUCUUCUACAAAUCUCAUGGGCUCCUUACCACCAAACAUAUCCCAUUCCUUCCCAGUUAUGGAGUAUCUCUCUCUCUCUAACAACAACCUCUCCUCCAUCCCUGAGGGUUGCUUCCACAACCUAACCAGUUUGUAUGGCCUCUCUUUGGCCAACAACACCAACCUCCCACCAUGGACCUUCCCCCUCGAUUUGACUCAUUCCUCAUUCAAACUCUCCUACCUCGACCUCCAGGCUACAAAUCUCAUGGGAUCCCUACCAAACUUGUCUCGUUUUUUCCCCAACUUGAAAAGCGUAACUCUCUACAACAACAACCUUACCUCCAUCCCCCAAGGUUGCUUCCAGGGUCUACCCUCUUUGACGUGGCUGUGGUUGGAAAACAAUACCAACCUCGCACCAUGGACCUUCCCCGACUUGAUUCAGUCCACAGAACUGAAAGAGCUCAAACUUGCUGCUACAAAUGUUGUGGGCCCUCUACCAAAAAUAUUUGACUCCUUGACAAGUUUGGAGACUCUUCUUCUCUCCAACAACAACCUCAGCGGUGUCUUGCCAGAGUCUUUCGGAGGGACCAAGAUUGCCACCUUGCAUCUCAAUAACCAGAAGGGUAACGGGUUUUCGGGUCCCAUUGAUGUCCUUUCAAACAUGGUCGACUUAUCUCAAGUCUGGCUUCAAUGGAACUCGUUUACAGGACCUAUUCCUAACAUGUCUCGUUGCACUGCUUUACAAGAUUUACAACUUGGUCACAAUCAAUUAACAGGUGUGGUCCCAGAUUCUCUCAUCGCUCUUCCAAACUUGGAAUAUCUUUAUUUGGGCUAUAACUUUUUGCAAGGUCCUCUACCAAAUCUUACCUUCAGUGAUUUUGAACCGGCCAAUCUAGGUGUUAACACCACAAAUGGCUUCUGUCACAAAGAUCCAGGACCUUGUGAUCACAAAGUGGCCAUUUUGCUUCAAAUUGCGGCGGAAUUGAAGUAUCCAAUUCUGUUGGCACGUACAUGGAGAGGAAAUAAUGCCUGUAAAAACUGGAGUUUCAUUACAUGUGAUGACAAAAAUAAGAUCAGAAUGGUGAAUUUAUCAAAUCUGAAAUUGACGGGCACAAUCUCACCUGCAUUCGCCAAUUUAACAGAUUUGCGGGAAUUGUAUUUAGAUGGGAAUAAUUUGACGGGUGAAAUUCCUGAAGGAUUGACAACAUUACCUGAACUUGAGGUUGUGAAUGUCUCUAACAAUCACCUUGUAGGAAAUAUUCCCAAAUUCUCAGCAAAGGUCAAUUUUAUUGCCACAGGCAAUGAUUUUCCUGUGCUUCCUUCUAAUGGGCGAAUCCCAACAGCUUUGAUUACAGGCUUAUCAGCAACCAGUGUUGGAAUUUUGAUAACAUGUGUGAUGGUUAUUUACAAAAGCAAGAGGUUACGGAAAAUCAUGUUCAAAAAAACAAUUGUUGAUCGCAAUGUUGAGAAUUUGAUACAAAGUCAUGGGUUUAUUGUGCAAAAACGAUAUAGUUAUUCGCAGGUGAAAAGGAUGACCAAUUCCUUUAGUGAGAAAUUAGGACAAGGAGGAUUUGGUGUUGUAUAUAAAGGAAGUUUAAGUGACGGUCGUCACAUAGCAGUGAAGAUAUUGAAAGAGUCUAAAGGGAAUGGAGAAGAAUUUAAUGGAGAAGAAUUCAUAAACGAGGUGGCAAGUAUUAAUAGCACGUCUCAUGUGAAUAUUGUCCCAUUUUUAGGAUUUUGUUACGAGACAAAUAAGAGAGCUUUGAUUUAUGAAUUCAUGCCAAAUGGUUCUUUAAAUAAAUUUAUUGAUGAAAAAGCAUCAAAAUUGGAUUGGAGCAGACUCUAUCAAAUUAUAAUUGGCAUUGCUCGAGGAUUAGAAUAUUUACAUUGGGGUUGUAGUACCAAGAUUUUACAUCUUGAUAUUAAACCUCAAAAUAUUCUUUUGGAUGCAGAUUUUUGUCCUAAAAUUGCUGAUUUUGGACUAGCUAAAGUAUGCACAAAGAAGGAGAGUAUUGUAUCUCUACAGUACGCAAGAGGAACAGUGGGAUAUGUUGCACCAGAAGUAUAUAAUCAAAUAUACAGUGGAGUUUCUCGAGUUUCUCACAAAUCUGAUGUGUAUAGUUAUGGAAAGUUGAUUCUUGAAGUAAUUGGAGGAAAAGAGAAUUAUAAUGAUAAAGAUAGACAUACCAGUGAAAUGUACUUUACAGAAUGGAUUUACAAGGAAUUGGAGCAAGAUAAUCUUCCAACAAGAUGCUUGAUAAACACAGAGAAUGAAAAUGAUUUGGUAAAGAAGAUUAUUUUGGUAGGCAUGUGGUGUAUACAAAGAAAUCCAUCGGAUAGACCGUCCAUGAAAAGAGUGAUAGAAAUGCUAGAAGGACCACUUGAUUCUAUUCCAUUUCCUCCGAAGCCAAUGUGGUAUUCUCCUCAAGGAUCAAAGUUGCAAUCUCCAGAUAUAGCUUAUGACAAUACACAUGAAACAGAUUCAUCAAUUUCAAUUUCAGUGCCAAAUGAUUCCAUCAAUCCAAAUGAGUUUACCUUUCCUCCAUACUUAAGCUCCAAUGGUGAUAACUAUACAAGUUGUGCUGAUACUCGCUAUGAUUGUGGGAAGAUUAACAACAUUGGUUUUCCAUUCUGGGGAGGAAAUCGUCCAAAGCAGUGUGGCCACCCUCUUCUACAACUCAACUGUGAUCGUGAUCUUGACUCCACUACUUACAUAACCAUCAAGAACAUGAGAUACCGGGUUUUGGAAGCAUACCCGGAAAACCAAACCAUGAAGAUAGCAAGAGUUGACUACUUUGAAGGUCUAUGCCCUUCAAAACCAGUAAACACAAGCCUUGACUUUGACCUCUUUGAUAAUGGACCUGGCAAUAAGAAUCUUACCCUCUUCUAUCAUUGUUCUUUAAAUAAUGGUUUGUCCAAUUCCAUCCCCGGAUUUCUUAAUUGUUUCUCAAAUAGGACUUCCAAUGAAUACUUAUAUGCUCAUCUUGAGGAUCUAGGUGCUCCUCCUUCUGCUGUGAUAUGCACAACAAAGGUGUUUGUUCCAUUGUUGUUGCAAUAUGAUGAUGAAGUGGAGUUGACAUGGAACAAAAUAGAAGGUGCUAUCCAAAAUGGAUUCUUGGUGAAAUGGAUAGGAAGUGUAGCAGAAUGUUUCAAGUGUAUGAACUCAGGUGGAGCCUGUGGCUAUGAUUUGAAUUCAAAACAGGCAACAUGUUAUUGCAAAGAUGAGUCUAAUUAUUCAAAUCUGGGUGAUGGGCUCAUCAAAACUUGUGAUGCUUCUGCUACCUCACCACCUCAUCAAGAUGAUCAUGUCCUUCCAAAUUCAGUCAGCGAAACGCGUUACUCCUUUCCUUUGCUUCAUUCAUGUACUAAUAAUCUCCAUGGAUGCAAAUAUCGUUUACCUUAUUUUUAUUAUAUCCAGUCUUCGUCUCCUUUCUCCUCUGUCUGCUGCACUUUGAACCCAACUCCUACAUAUUUUCUUCUUCUUUUCCAUCAUCACUUCUCCUUCUUUUCUUGUUCUGCCUUUGCAACAAUGAAACCUCUUUGUCGUCUUGGCCGCCUCUCUUGCAUAUGGAUGUUCAUCUUGGCUCUUAUUGCCAUGGCAACCCACGUUCCAACAUCUGUAGGUGCUGCUGAUAACGUUGAUUACUUGGCGUGCAAGAACACUUUAAGCUGUGGAACCGUCAACCAACUCACUUACCCUUUCUGGGGUCAAAUUGACAACACUAAUAACAGGCCAAACUCUUGCGGUGAGCCUAACUUGCAGAUCACAUGUGAAGAUAACAACAAUAAUAAUAAUGGAGUCCCAAAGUUCACAGUGGAUUCUGUCAAAUACAGGAUUCUUGAUUGGGACGUCGGUAAACAGAAUCUGACAGUUGCUAGGGACGAUUACUUUAGUACUAGCUUUGAUUUCUGUUCAGGAGAUUUCAGCAACAACACCUUGGGUGAAACCAUACUUCAAUAUGAUGAUAACAGUGUUGUUAAUAUCACACUCUUGUACAAGUGUUCUUCAGAAACAAAGCCUUCGGAUCAGUUUACGUUUGUUCAAAGUUGCAGCAGCGGUAGUGUCUACUAUGCUGAACAAGAUGAUAAUAAGGCGCUGCCUUAUUAUGAAGGUUGCAGCACCGUUAUUUUUCCUGUUUCAAAGGCCCUAGCUUCGGCUUUUGCUAACAGUGCCAAUAACCCCAUUACUACUAUAAUUCGGCAAGCGUUGGAAAGUGGUUUUGUCUUGAAAUUAUUGCCUCAAAUCAAUGAUAAGUGCAGCGGAUGCACUAACUCAGGUGGCAAUUGUGGCAGCAAUGAUGGACAUUUCGUCUGUUACUGUAACGAUGGAACUCAUUCUAACUCUUGUUCAUCAUUAGGAUCAUCUUCAAGGUGGAACUGGCGGCUUAAGACAGCUAUAGGUGCAACAGCAGCAGGUGUUGGAAUUGUUGUAGUCUUUGCUGUGAUCAUUUGCAACCGCAAGAGAUACUUCAGUUUAACACAAAGGAGGUUAAUCUUUGAAAAAACAGGGGAAUCUGAUGACCAGAAUGUGGAGGAUUUCAUCACAACUUAUGGCUUUCUGGCCCCAAAGAGAUAUAGCUAUUCAGAAGUGAAGAAAAUCACAAACUCAUUUUGUGAUCAAUUAGGCAAAGGGGGAUAUGGUGUUGUGUACAAAGGGAAGUUAUCUGAUGGUCGUCUUGUUGCAGUGAAACUGAUAAAUGAAUCAAAAGGGAGCGGAGAAGAAUUCAUAAAUGAAGUUGCUAGUAUUAGUAGAACAUCUCAUGUGAAUAUUGUCUCGCUUUUAGGAUUUUGCAAUGAGAGAAACAAAAGAGCACUCAUUUAUGAGUUCAUGUUUAAUAGCUCAUUGGAUAAGUUCAUUUAUGGAAAUGGAUCUCCAACUCCUACUUGCAAUUUGGAUUGGAACACAUUGUAUCAAAUUGCAAUUGGCAUAGCUCGUGGACUAGAAUAUUUGCAUCGAGGAUGCGGUACAAGAAUUUUACAUCUUGAUAUUAAACCUCAAAAUAUUCUCUUGGAUGAAGAUUUUUGUCCUAAAAUUUCUGAUUUUGGAUUAGCCAAGAUAUGUCAAAAGAAAGAGAGUAUUGUGUCCAUAUUGGGAACAAGAGGAACUAUUGGAUAUAUUGCACCUGAAGUAUUUAGUCGCAUGUAUGGUGGUGUUUCGCACAAAUCUGAUGUAUAUAGUUAUGGUAUGUUAAUUCUUGAAAUGGUUGGAGGAAGAAAGAACUACGAGAGUGGACGGUCAAAUUCUAGCGAGAUGUACUUCCCAGACUGGAUUUACAAAGAUCUUGAGCAAGGUAACAUACCAUCUCAUAUGCACUCACUUGUGACAGAUGAAGAAAAUGAUCUGAUAAAAAAAACCAUUUUAGUGAGUUUAUGGUGCAUUCAAACAAAUCCAUCAGAUAGACCAUCAAUAAAUAAAAUAGUAGAAAUGCUAGAAGGACCACUGCACUCAAUACCAUUUCCUCCUAAGCCUUUUUUGUAUUCUACUUCAAGUCUACCCUUACAAAUUUCACAUAUAUCUUCCAGCAACAUGGAUGAUGAGUCCAAUUCAAUGACCACAGUAAAAGAUGGCUCCCUAGAAUCAAAGGAAGCAAAAGAAAGAAAGGCUGUGAUAAUUGGUGAUGAUUUUGAUCCUUGAUGUCUGAUUGAGAUGAGAGAUAAUUGAUGAUAUUAAAUUUGUUAGCUAUAAUUAUCCAAGUGUAAGGAUCUAUAAAUAGAACAGUUAUGUAAAAGAUAUUUACUCUAUUUAAACAUAUUUAUUUAAGACUC
Messenger RNA from Arachis stenosperma, 6357 nucleotides. RefSeq lists its product as uncharacterized. Gene Ontology annotation, molecular function: ATP binding; protein kinase activity; polysaccharide binding. The transcript is spliced from 6 exons. NCBI's taxonomy places the organism in Eukaryota, Viridiplantae, Streptophyta, Magnoliopsida, Fabales, Fabaceae. The record is from RefSeq and is a predicted model, not a curated record. Gene Ontology annotation, biological process: protein phosphorylation. Bases 92 to 6226 code for a protein of 2044 amino acids.